This is a messenger RNA of Rattus norvegicus (Norway rat), 827 nucleotides long. It is a transcript of the gene Acrv1, whose product is annotated as acrosomal vesicle protein 1. Lineage: Eukaryota; Metazoa; Chordata; Mammalia; Rodentia; Muridae. The record is from RefSeq and is marked validated. Gene Ontology annotation, cellular component: acrosomal vesicle.
AUCUUUCUUUUGCUAAAUCAAAAUGAAGGAGUUAAUCUUACUGGGUCUUUAUCUGCUUGGAUCUUCCAGAGGAGCACCACCAGGUCAGCCAGAUGAGCUUCUUGACUCUGUAGACCAAGCUUCUGUUCAGCAACUUUCAAGUGAGUAUUUCUCACUUGCAAACCCUUCAGAUGCCAAAGCUUUAUAUGAAACUGCUUCAAGUGAGAAGACUCUGAGUGGUCAUAGUUCAAGUGAACACGAAUCAAGCGAGCAUACUGUAACUGAACAUUCUGCAGGUGAGCACUCUUCAGGAGAACAGUCUUCAGAGCAUAUUUCAAGUGAGCACAUGUCAGGAGAGCACCUGUCAGAACACACUUCCGGGGAGCAUGCUUCUACCGAGCACACUUCCGGGGAGCACACUUCCGGGGAGCACACUUCAAGUGAACAACUUACAACUGAACAGUCCUCAAGUGACCAGUCUUCUGAUGUAUCUUCAGGCGAACAAGUUUCAGGUGAAAAGCUUGAAGAGGCAGGUGAACAGGUGUCUGGCGAAGACAAAGGAAACGAGGUUAUAAGUACACCACUUCCAAGCACGUCUUCAGGUGGGAUAAUAAAUUGCCACACAUGUGCUUAUAUGAAUGAAGAUGCAAAAUGUCUCCGUGGAGAAGGAAUAUGCACCACUCAAAAUUCCCAGCAGUGCAUGUUAAAGAAGAUCUAUGAAGGUGGAAAGCUCCAGUUCAUGGUUCAAGGGUGUGAGAACAUGUGCCCAUCUAUGAACCUCUUCUCUCAUGGAACAAGAAUGCAAAUUAUGUGCUGUCGUCAUGAAGCUCUCUGCAACAAGGCCUAGA